AUGUGUACCUCUUUGGGAUUUGCUUCACACAUCCAUCACAUCAGCCAGUUGAAGUUGUUGCAGGCUCUGUUUUUGCGUGGCUGCUGUGCCAGGCUGAUCCUGGAAUCCACAUCCGCCGCCCAUGUGAAUGAAUUCGCAGAGCAUCUUCCACUUGGUUUGGACACCCCUGCAGGAGAGCGAGGUCAAGCGUUGAGUGGGGGUCAGAAGCAGCGGGUUUGCAUCGCCCGUGCACUGGCACGCAAGCCGAGAAUGCUGGUCUUCGACGAGGCAACAUCAGCGUUGGACCUGCGCUCCGAGCGUCUGGUGCACAAAGCCCUAAAAGAAGUUCUAUCUGCGGGAGACUGCACCUGCCUGGUCAUUACGCACCGGAUGAGUGCCCUGGAGUGGUGUGAUCGCGUGGCCGUGGUGCACGAAGGAAGUGUUGUUCAAUACGGUGAGAAGAAUGAAGUGCUGAAGAAUCCAUGCGCUGCCUUGCAGAGCAUUCUGAGAAAUGAUGACCAUCUUCCUGUCCAAGAGACCUGUGCGAACACACUUCGGAAACCCUGUGGCAGCUUCCUCCCUUGGCUAGCGCUUCCUCUGCACCUGUGCCUUCAGCGUCCGAAUGCUGCAGCGCGGAGGAUCAGCUCAAGCAUUUGCUUCAGGCUGAGUGGGCGCGACUUCAGGGUCGAGAAGAGUCGAUCCGCCGGGAUGCCCUCUCAACUCAUCUCAACUCCAGAAAAUGCAGAUAUAUGCAGAUUGGAGGGUCAACAGACGCCAACAGGUACAAGUUCUUUAUUCAUCGCCAUGGCGACUCGUCCACUGCAAGUGGCCGUGCGCAUCCGCCCUCCGCAACCACACGAUGGGAAAGCGGGCGCACCUGCAGCUGAGGCAACAGACGGCUUGACUCUGCAAGCUAAGGAAGGCUCAGACUCGAAGCAGUUUGCAUUCGACAAGGUCUUUGGACCCGAGGCCACUCAGCAUGAGGUGUACUCGUUCUGUGCCCUGCCGCUUGUGGAUGCUGUCAUCAAUGGGACGAACGCUUGCAUUUUUGCAUUUGGGUGCACUGGUGCGGGCAAAACGCAUUCCAUGCUUGGGCCAGAGGGUGGACGCAAGCAAGCAAAGCAGGAUGGAAUUCUUCCAAGGGCGGCAGCUGAGCUUUUCAGGCGCAUCGCACGACUUGAGGCAGAGGCCAAAGCUGCAAUCGGAUCCGGCGGGUUUUCUGCAUAUGAAGUGCGGGUGUCCUUCUUAGAAGUCUAUUGCGAGAAUGCCUUUGAUUUGCUGAGCGGACCUGUGUCUGCCUCCAGAGAUGCCUCCGGCUCAUGCCAGCUCCGGGAGACAACGGAUGGGCGAGUUUACGCCGAUGGGGCCAAGGAGGAGAAGAUUCGGUCCUGUGAGCAGCUGCUGGAUGUUGUCGCUCAGGGUGCCAAAGCUCGCGCGACGGCAGCAACCGGAGUCCACGCACAUUCAUCGAGGUCUCAUGCCCUGCUUAUCAUGUCCGUUGAGCAUCGCUGGCGGGACGUUUCAGAAACCGAUCCGCAAAAGUAUCGCUCGCAGACAGCACGCUUCACUUUGGUGGACCUUGCCGGUGCCGAAUCGAUGGAACGUUCCCAUGGCGGGAGCGUGGAUGCUGCCGGCGUUGGCACGAACAUGGGCUUGCUUGUGUUGGGCCGAGUUAUCCGAGCUCUUGCUGAAGGCUCAGAACGAGUGCCCUACAGAGAUUCGACCCUGACACGACUAAUGCAGAGCAGUUUGGGUGGCAAAGCGGAGACCCAGAUGCUAGCAUGCAUAAGCCCAGCAGAGAUCGAAGCGGCGCUCACAAUGCAAACCCUGAAGUACGCAACCAGUGCUCGGAGCGUGGUUCUAAAGCCGGAAGCUGCCACUGUUACGACAGAGCUUGAAACUGAUCCAAUGCUGACAGAUAUUGAAGAUGAUGACAUCUCUCUGAACCGUCGUUGUAUUUGGAUCGAGACGGCUGACUUCGGCGAUGUAUUCGCGCGCUGCGUUGGAGACCCAGCAGACCCCCUGAUUCUCUAUGUUCACGGGUCGGGGCCAUGCAACAGCUCAAACUUCUGGAGUAAGCUUGUGAUCGAUGUUGCAACUCUGGCCGGUGCAGGCACGGCCGACUGCCCGAGAAGCUACUUCCAUGUCGCCAUUGACUGUCCUGGCUACGGGCGCUCGCCGGGUGAUCGGCAAAGCAUUCGAUCGUAUCCAGGAUCACUCAUCUCCAAUAUUGUUCGAGCAUUGGGCCGCAAGACGGUGGCCUGUCUCGUCGGAUCAAGCCAAGGAGCAUGUGCUGCUUUGAAUUGUGCGCUGGAAUGUCCCAAACUGAUGCAUACUAUUGUUGUUUGCCACCCUGUCGGGCACGCUCCGCAUCGGUACGGAGCUAUUGCUCAACCAUCCCUUCUGAUUUUCGAUACAGAGGAUGACGGGCACCCCGUGAGUGUUGGCCGGCAAAUGCGGCGUCACCUCCCAAACCCGCGUUACUUUGAGUUUACACGGUCAAAAGAUGGAGAUUGGGAGUGCCAUCACAUGGGAGAGGAAAUGAUUUCAAUGCUGCAGGAGAGCUACCAAAGCUGGAAGAAUAAAAGGCUUGGUGGGCGCAGAGACAAGGAUCUUCCAGACUUGACGCGUGUUGCAGGCGGCUUCAACAGCUGGAACAGCAGACAUGGUGUCGAGUUUGAGCCUUGGGGUGGCUACGAUGCCGAGGAUGAGCCAGUUGAGGCCAAGACAGAUGUCAGUGAAAACAGCUGGCGAGCCAGGCUUGAUCCCAGUACCAACACGAUUGUCUACGAGAACCUUCUUUCUGGCAGGAUAUCCCGUGUGCGUCCGCCUGGUGCACAAGUUGUGGUAGAGCGCCUGGGCAAAUCUUCUGAGAAGAAGGCUGCCACUGAAGCUCCGGACACGCUUCCUGAAGCCCGGGCUGAUAAGGAAGAUCCACCAGUCAGAACCGAUGUCGGCCGGGCACUACUCCCUCUCUUCGAAGGAGCGGACGAAAACGAUGAUGAAGACGAUGAGGAGCGGCAAGCACGUGAAGAGAAAGAAGCAGCUGCGAUGCUUAAAAUGGAGGCCUCUCAAAGUCAUUGUGACCUUUGUCGCAAACUGCUGGUGCAGCCCAUCCGCUUGCAAGCUUGUCGCUGCGCGCUGUGCGGAUGCUGCGCUGAGAUUACAGUCCGGUACAUGCGAGAGUGCCCAGCAUGCGGCUUGCCUGUGGACGUGAAGGGUGGCAAGCCGGUGUCAGAUGUGUCACCAGGUCUUCUGGCCAAAGUGGAGGCACUGACCUCCACUGGAGGCCCUGAGAUGGAAGAUCAGCAGCAAUUGCUGCAGCAGCUGACGGACCUCCGACAGAGUGCACAGCGUAUACUUCUCCAGUACGGCAAUACGUCCAGCGGGCGUGGAAGCAAGCGUUCGUACACCACUUUUCUGAAGGUUGCUUCGGUGGACGGCAGUGUGCCGAAGGAGGGCUGUGUAGCAAAAGUCGAUUUCAACAUAAAUCCUGGCUAUAGCAAACCGACAUCAACGGCCAAAGAGCCGAGCGACAAGUCCCUGGGCUUUACUUUCGAGUAUGCCAUGGCGCGGGCUUACCCGUGCCAUAUGACGGUACACUUCAAGAGCGACCUUGGCUUGCCAAAGCUCGUCAUCGAGCACUACGUCAGUGAUGAGGCGAAGAUAAGCAGACGAGUGCUUGUCCAGCUUCCCCAUCCACGCCUGCCUCCAGCGGGUGCUCCGAGAAUAACAGAGAAGGAGGUCGUCUUUGAUGCUGAUCCUCCGCAGAACGCUUGGCUGUGCUUCCAAGCUGGACGAAGUGUUCUGAACACGUCGCCCCAGAAUUUCCUCGGUACCGUGACGGGCGUAGCGGUGCCAGAGGGUGCCGCGGUGCGUUCCCGAAGUCGGACGUCCAGCAAGGCUAGCGGAGGCAGCGAGGCCCGCGGUGAUGCAAGGCUCCACGCGUAUUUGCAGAAGGCGAUAGCGUCAUGCCAGCUGUAUUACAACUUGCAGGUUAUCACCUGCAAGGUGGGACACCCUGCGGCAGAGGAGCUGUCGGACGUGAUAGUGGCGACUGUCUCCGAAGAGCUUGCGAGGCUGGAUAUGCGACGUGUGUCCUUCUACAUUACCGCUUUUGCCAAGUACAACAUAGAGGAGUUGGAAUCUCUGACAUCGGCAGCUUGA
Messenger RNA from Symbiodinium necroappetens, 4146 nucleotides. NCBI's taxonomy places the organism in Eukaryota, Dinophyceae, Suessiales, Symbiodiniaceae. The record is from the annotation of a GenBank genome assembly.